Molecule: messenger RNA, 505 nt
Organism: Jatropha curcas
Lineage: Eukaryota; Viridiplantae; Streptophyta; Magnoliopsida; Malpighiales; Euphorbiaceae
Product: auxin-responsive protein SAUR15
Biological process (GO): response to auxin
Source: RefSeq, a predicted model, not a curated record
AGUUGCCAUGAACAAUAGCUUGAAACCAGUAAGAGGGAUAAGAUAAUGGGAGUCAAAGCUAGUAAGUUGAGCAAGUUCAUUAAUGGAGCUAAAGGUAUUAAGAGAAUAGGAGUUGGUUCUCCAUCAACUCCUAGAGGUUAUGUGCCAGUUUGUGUAGGGGUUAGUGAGAAUAGUAGUAAGAGAUUUAUUGUUCAUAGAAGAGCAUUUGGUGAUGCAGAAUUCUUGGAGCUUCUUUGCAAAUCAGCUGAAGAAUAUGGAUUUUGUAAUGAAGGUGUUUUAAGAAUUCCAUUCGAAGCCAAGGAUUUCGAGGAGUGGAUGAUUAGAAGAGGCAAGAAAACGAUUAGUAGCGUUAAAUCAACGUAAUUAGUCUUCAUUUGCUUUGUUUAUAAUUUGAUUGCAGAUAAAUGUUAUGCUUAAUGAAUUUGUAAAUAGCCUUAUUAGCAAGGAAAUUCUUAUCUAUUUAUAUCUGUAGCAUCCUCCUUAUAUUCAUGUAUCUAUAUCAAUA